GUCCUCGAAUUCAUCCCUGAAGUUGUACCAAUUAGUAUUCGAGACCCCUGUGAGAACCAUGGGAUUUGGUGGCGGAAUGUUCGCUGCCAUAGCGAUGGAAUAGGAGAUAUCUUUGCCUUCAGCCAUCGGGGUAACAUUAGGGAUAUAAGGCCAGAGCUGCUUCAUCACCGCACAACUGCAACCUGCAAUUCACCUCUUCAAUCUACUGCUCCUAAAUACUUGGAAGUUCAUUUAAGAAUUUGAGAAUCAUGAGUAUGAACUACAUGAGCACCGAGAGGAUUCUGCUGAAAGAGGACUACCUCCUCUCCAACAAUGGACAAUUUAAAGCUAUCUUUCAGACCGAUGGCAACUUUGUGCUCUACGGUUGGGGUCGGGUUGUCUGGGCAUCAAACACUGUGAACAAAGAUGCUCAGAGGCUCAUCCUCCAAAAGGAUGGCAACCUGGUCAUCUACACCAAACAGGACCAUCCCAUUUGGUCAAGUAACACUGGCCGUUGCAACAAUACACAAAGAGGCCACCUCACCCUCACUGACAAAGGUACCCUGGAGCUCUACAGAGACCGAGAGGUGAUCUGGACAUCGUAACAUCGACCGGCCCAACAAUGCACAGAGGUCACCUCACCCUCACUGACGAAGGUGCCCUGAUGCUCUACAGUCCCAGAAAUGUGGUCUGGUGCUCUCGUGAGGACACUAGUAAUGAGGCAGAGUAACAGCUUCACUUGACCAUACCUGUCUACAUCUACCACUAAACUGUAUUCAAAAGCCUUGAGGCUUUAACCCUUUGAUUUGGUCAAAUAAAACUGUAUUGACUUAAA
Oncorhynchus mykiss (rainbow trout) is the source of this 814-nucleotide messenger RNA. RefSeq names its product B-type lectin plumieribetin. The record is from RefSeq and is a predicted model, not a curated record. NCBI's taxonomy places the organism in Eukaryota, Metazoa, Chordata, Actinopteri, Salmoniformes, Salmonidae.